AAAAGCUGAUAAUUACACUAGGCAGUGCAAUCUGGAAGUAUGCCCAUCUCCUCACUGCCACAAUCUCUGGCAGACUGGAGAAGCCAGGCUCAAGUUCUCACCCCAACAGAAUAUGAACCAUACGAUCUCUGGCGUCCUCUCAUCCCCUACUUCCAAAGUCACGGCCUCGCCCUCUGGGAGGCACCUCCUGAUUAUCCUGGUUAUGCCUACGCCUUGCUCGAACCUCAAGGAAUCGAAAGAGCGCCCGACGGCUUUUCGUACCUCACGGAAUACUACCCUGAUGGUCUCCCUCCAGGAAUAUCAGACCGUUUUCCACACAUUAAUCCUAUCAUAUGUCCUGCACGUACCACGGAUGGUCGAGACGUCAUAAUACGACUCGUCUGCAUAAGCGCAGAUCCCAGUCCCUCCGGAGCCCGCCACCUUUCCAUCUUACGUCAAAUUGCGAAAGGUCAUGUCGCCUGCAUAGGGAAUAACCAUAUCGUUCCCGUUCUUCAGGAAUUGACUGAUGUCGAAAGCGGACUCACGUUCGUUGUGCAGCCGAAGCUGUAUUUUUUGGAUACGUUGCCGCAGUGGUACACUCCACGUGAGGCUGCCGAUUUCGUCGUGCAGAUCUUCGAGGGCCUGGAGUUCUGCCACAAGCGCCUCAUUGCACAUCUCGAUAUAGGCUGUGACAACAUUCUUUGCAACUGGCGCGGGGGUCCUAAAUCUCCUCGGUAUGAUAAUCCCUCGGAAAAACCGACCGUGCCAUUUCGCUCCCAUUUCCCUAUUCGUUACUAUCUCAACGAUUUCGAAAUCGGGCUCUCGUUUGACGAAACCUCAGAUCCAUCGUCUAGGACGACGACAGGCUUCCCUCAUACCGUGUCGGGCAGAAAAGGGUCAUACGGGCGAGCUCCGGCCCCAGAGAUGCUGAAACUGGAUGUGCCUCAUUGCCCGUUCCGUGUCGAUGUGUGGCAGGCUGGCAGGAUGAUGAAGGAAAGUAGCGAAUAUGAGGACAUAGACGUGCUGCCUGAGUAUCACGGCCUGUUUGACGAGAUGAUGGCUGAGGACCCGCUCGCUCGUCCUACGAUGAGUGAGGCUUUGCGUAGAGCGCGCGAGCUAAGAUUAACGCUUCCGCAGGUCAUUUAGUUUUUCGCUCUACCUUUAUCGCUGGUGGAUGUGUACAUUGAAUUGCGUAGACUGGUGCAGGUUCUAUGACAACCGCACGAAUGACUCGGGCUCCC
Molecule: messenger RNA, 1220 nt
Organism: Stereum hirsutum FP-91666 SS1
Lineage: Eukaryota; Fungi; Basidiomycota; Agaricomycetes; Russulales; Stereaceae
Exons: 5
Coding region: 40-1125 (361 amino acids)
Biological process (GO): protein phosphorylation
Molecular function (GO): ATP binding; protein kinase activity
Source: RefSeq, a predicted model, not a curated record